This is a messenger RNA of Tricharina praecox, 1095 nucleotides long. RefSeq lists its product as uncharacterized. The transcript has a single exon. The coding region runs from base 208 to 1026 and encodes 272 amino acids. Lineage: Eukaryota; Fungi; Ascomycota; Pezizomycetes; Pezizales; Pyronemataceae. The record is from RefSeq and is a predicted model, not a curated record.
UCCGACGAGCCAUCCAGCCAUGUGUUGUACGUAUGAUGUACUCUCGUAUUCAUUCUAUUACUCUACCGUACAUACCUACGACCACAGUGUUGCGGGAUCCAUCGAAUGCAAUGCACAUGAUCACGCGCGGUACGGAGCGGCGGCUGAGGGAAAUGCAGCGAGAGAGCGAAAUAUUACGGUUGACCUCUCACGUUCCUCCAGCUGGCCAUGGUAUCGUGGCCGUGGUGGUUGUGUUGUGUUGUGGUGGUAGUCGUGGUCGUGGCCGACGUCGACGUCGACGUCCGUGCUCUCCCCUCCUCCCUACUCCUCGGCUUAAGCUUCUGUCAUUUCCCCGCAUCGCUAUCAUUGAGUUUGCGGCCGGCUGGCUGGCUGGUCUGGCCACGAUAUCCACAACUCUCCACCUUCCACAGCAGAAGCAAGCAGCGAACAACAAGCAACAAGCAGCAAGGUGAACCUUUUUUUCCUUCUUCCGCUUCCCCCCUCUGGCAUCGUGAGCCUGGACUCCGCAUGUCCCGGUCAAGAGCUAUCUGUCCAUCAACAUUUCUUUUACGUUCGUGGUUCCGGAUCGGUCCGUCUGGACUUGCUAAAUGCACUCACCCGCAACAACGCCGAGCAUCGUCGCCAGGUAGGUCCUCUUUUCUCCGUCUUCUCCGUCUUCUCCGUCUCUAUCUCUCCAACGCUCUAUUUGCGCCCCCGCCCCGCCCCGCCUUGUCCAGUGGGUCACAGCCCAGCCCGCCAGUGUGUGCUUCUAAGAAGAAGAGAAAAAAAUCGAAGCCAUCCGCCGAACAGACGGACGUUGGGCCUGCUAGUAAGGUCCCUCACCUCACCUUACCUCACCGUACCAGACCCUGCCGUAUCUACCGUUCCUACCCAAACACUCGUUUCCUACAUAACCCUCUCACGACCGGGGAUACGAAAUUUGGGGGCAUGGGACUGGAGACGGCAAGGAUCUGGCAGCCAGCCGGUGGAAGAUUCAUCGAAGAUUCGAUACAGUUGUCUCGCCAUGAGCAAGGUAAGGCAAGGUAAGGCAAGGCCACCAGAAACAAAACGGGCUGGGCGUGGGAGGGGGGAGGGGAGGUUUCGUGGUGGUGGUGG